AUGCUGGAGAAUGGCUCCUUAAGGAACUGCUGCGGGCUGGCCUUGGCCGCCGCCGCGGGGGCAGCAGGAGGGGAGGCGGCAGCGGCCGGAGCGAACCCGCCGCGCCCGGGCUGGGUGGUGACGGCGCUGUCCGGCGUGCUGAUCUUCACGACCGUGGUGGACCUCGUGGGGAACCUGUUGGUCAUCAUCUCGGUCUUCAAGAACCGGAAACUCAGGAAUGCAGGUAAUGCAUUUGUGGUUAGCCUGGCUUUGGCAGACUUAGUGGUGGCCUUGUACCCUUAUCCAUUGGUGCUGGCGGCCAUUUUCCACAAUGGCUGGGCCUUGGGGGAUACGCACUGUAAAGCGAGCGGCUUUGUGAUGGGGCUGAGCGUCAUCGGCUCCAUUUUCAACAUCACGGCCAUUGCAAUAAACCGAUAUUGCUACAUAUGCCACAGUUUUGCGUACGACAAGGUGUACAGCUGGUGGAACACGAUGCUGUACGUCUGCUUGAUCUGGGUCUUGACGGUCGUUGCGACCAUACCCAACUUUUUCGUCGGCUCCCUCGAGUACGACCAGCGCAUCUAUUCAUGCACGUUCACACAGACUGCUAGUUCUUACUACACGAUCGCCGUCGUCGUCAUCCAUUUCAUCGUACCAAUCACCAUUGUGAGCUUCUGCUACCUGCGUAUCUGGAUCCUGGUGAUCCAAGUAAGGAGGAGGGUCAAGUCAGAAAUCAAGCCAAGGCUGAAGCCGAGUGACUUCCGGAACUUUCUUACCAUGUUUGUUGUCUUUGUGAUCUUUGCCUUUUGUUGGGCACCGCUGAAUUUCAUUGGACUGGCCGUCGCCACUAACCCUUCUGAGAUAGCACCCAAAGUUCCCGAGUGGUUGUUCGUUGUGAGCUAUUUCAUGGCCUACUUCAACAGUUGCCUUAAUGCAAUAAUCUAUGGACUUCUGAACCAAAACUUUCGGAAGGAAUAUAAACGGAUCCUGAUGUCACUGUGGAUGCCUAGGCUGUUUUUUCAGGAUACUUCCAAAGGUGGGACUGAAGCUCAGAAGAGUAAACCCUCUCCGGCUUUAAAUAAUAAUGACCAAAUCAAAACUGAUAGUAUGUAAAUAUAUGAAAAUUGAACGCUAAAGGGUAUCUUUUUGUGAACUUGAAAUUCUGUAGGGUUUAAGGUUGUACACCUCAUCCUUGCUGACUCUGUUCUCUGCGUUCCAGCUGAAUGAUCUACCUUGAUGACUGGGAUCCUGUCUUCUCAACAAACCAAGUUCUGUUUACACGUCUGUAAUUUAAUCAUUAGGCACUAAUGUGAAGGCUUGAGAGUUCAGAAAGCAGAGGCAGACGCACCUGCUAUGUUUUGUUUUUAAUUGUUUGAAAGCCAGUCUUUGGAUUUGGAUGUACGCACAGGAACAACCAGUAUGUCGUUCAUGUUUUUAUAAAAUAUGGUUCUCAGGAAGUAGUAUACUUGCACUGUCUUUUGAAGAAUUAUGGUAGGUGACGGUUUAGCCAAAAAAAAAAAAAAAACACUUAUGGAUUUGUGUAUGAAGCUGGAUGCAGCCCUUUUCUAGAUGAAUGUUGUCCAGACAUUAUCCCCCACUCCUCAGCAGCUAGGGCUUGCAGGAUUUAAUGUCCCAGGACAUUUUGAUCUGCAAAAAACAUCAUCUUCCACCCCCUCAGGCAUUCCUGCUUUCGCUGAGCAUAGGCGCAAAUCUGUACAGUAGUUAUUUUCCUAAGCAACAAUAUAUUUGUGUGAAUUAUUAAUGUGGGCAUGUUUGC
Pogona vitticeps (central bearded dragon) is the source of this 1756-nucleotide messenger RNA. The record is from RefSeq and is a predicted model, not a curated record. Lineage: Eukaryota; Metazoa; Chordata; Lepidosauria; Squamata; Agamidae.